GAAAACCUCAUCUUCUUCCUCGAAAUUUUCGGUAUCCGCUUCGUCUCUCUGUAAUGCUAAUGGCUGUCAAUCUCUCCUUUUCUCCUCACUCUCUAAUUCCAUUUCAGAAGCCUUCGCUCUUACCACGCCAUGAACUCGGUCGCUUUCUUCAGCUCAAAUCAGUGAGUCGGAUUUCGAAUGUUCGCCUUCGUUCUGGCUCUCAAUCGGGGGUUUUGGUUCGAGCCGGUUUGGAUAGCGAUUACUCGUCGAAGAGGAGCAGUAGCAAUGAGGAAAGGGAGACGUUUAUGUUGCCUGGUUGUGAUUAUAAUCAUUGGCUUAUUGUCAUGGAGUUUCCCAAAGAUCCUGCUCCAACGAGGGAACAGAUGAUUGAUACCUAUCUCAACACUCUUGCUACUGUUUUGGGAAGCAUGGAAGAAGCCAAGAAAAACAUGUAUGCUUUCAGCACCACCACCUACACUGGAUUCCAAUGCACAGUGUCCGAAGAAACAUCCGAGAAAUUUAAGGGACUACCUGGAGUUCUUUGGGUGUUGCCAGAUUCUUAUAUAGAUGUCAAGAACAAAGAUUAUGGAGGUGACAAGUAUAUAAAUGGGGAGAUAAUUCCAUCCAAGUAUCCUGUUUAUGAACCCAAGAAACGAAGAGAAACCAAAUAUGAAAGUAGGAGAUAUGAAAGAAAACGGGAUGGCCCUUCUCCUGAACAACGAAAGCCGAGACCACAAGCAACAACCAGAACGGAAUCAAAUUCAGGAUAAGAUUACUGUUGCCUCCUUUGGACCGGUCCAACUUCAAUGCCUGCUAAAAUCACCCUCUCGGUGUCGGAAUGGCAGGUGCCAUUCAAUUGUUUGGUCCACGUGCGUUAAAUCAGUUCGCUAUUGUCACUGUCACCCGUUCCCAUCAGGUAACGUUAUAUUAUUACUCCCCUCGAAUUAUUAUUAUUAUUAUUUUAUCGUAGGCGCGUGACUCAACAGUGGCGUAUAAUUGUAAUUAACGAUGUUUAUGAUGUCUAGUUUUGGAAUUUCACACACCGGAAAUUAUCCCGGGACUGGGGAUUGGCCAAUACCAAAUCCUAUGUUUCACGAGAUUUUUAUAAGAAUCUGUUGUGAGGUGCAUUUACCGUUUU
Cucurbita moschata (crookneck pumpkin) is the source of this 1117-nucleotide messenger RNA. Its product is annotated as multiple organellar RNA editing factor 9, chloroplastic-like. Lineage: Eukaryota; Viridiplantae; Streptophyta; Magnoliopsida; Cucurbitales; Cucurbitaceae. Gene Ontology annotation, cellular component: chloroplast. Gene Ontology annotation, biological process: chloroplast RNA modification; cytidine to uridine editing. The record is from RefSeq and is a predicted model, not a curated record. Bases 54 to 749 code for a protein of 231 amino acids. The transcript is spliced from 5 exons.